Mollisia scopiformis is the source of this 2391-nucleotide messenger RNA. RefSeq names its product P-loop containing nucleoside triphosphate hydrolase protein. Gene Ontology annotation, molecular function: DNA binding; hydrolase activity; ATP binding. The record is from RefSeq and is a predicted model, not a curated record. The transcript has 3 exons. Lineage: Eukaryota; Fungi; Ascomycota; Leotiomycetes; Helotiales; Mollisiaceae. The coding region runs from base 9 to 1988 and encodes 659 amino acids.
AUACAACCAUGCCGCCAGCUUCUAGAGGAUGGAUGUGGAGACUCCAGAAAUGGAGGAGAUGUUCGAAUUCUUUUGUUCUUCGUCGAAAUGUGACGACUUCUACCUUUGGGAGUCCUCUCGCGCCUCCCAUAAAGAUCAAGCUUCGAGAAUAUCAGGAGGAAUGUAUCCAAGCUGUUCUGGCACAUUUGGAGCAAGGCCACAAGCGGCUUGGGGUGUCCUUGGCUACAGGUGCUGGUAAGACGGUCAUUUUCACCCAACUAAUCGACCGUGUUCAACCUCGUCCUGGCAAUGCCGACCAGACUCUGAUUCUGGCGCAUCGACAGGAGCUGGUCGAGCAAGCUGCCCGACACUGCACAGAUGCCUACCCUGCGAAACGUGUCGAGAUCGAGAUGGGAUCUAUGCAUGCCAGUGGAGCUGCAGAUAUAACUGUGGCCAGCAUCCAGAGUAUUAUAUCCGGAGACCGCAUCUCGAAGUUUGAUCCAAGCAGAUUCAAGCUUGUUUUGGUCGACGAGGCCCAUCAUAUCGUUGCACCGGGGUACAUGAAGACACUGGGGCAUUUUGGGUUAGAAGCAACUCGAUCAACCUCUCCUGCACUCGUUGGAGUAUCUGCAACUUUAUCUCGAUUCGAUGGUCUUAGAUUGGGCGCUGCAAUAGACCAGAUUGUUUACCACAAGGACUACAUCGAUAUGAUCGGAGAGAAGUGGCUUUCAGAAGUCAUCUUCACCACAGUCCAGACAAAAGUAGACAUAUCAGGGGUCAAGAAAGGGCCAAGUGGUGAUUUCCAGCCUGGCGAACUAUCUCGGGUAGUCAAUACUGACUCAGUCAAUGACCUCACCGUUCGAAGUUGGUUCGAGAAAGCCGGGGAAAGAAAGUCUACACUGGCCUUUUGCGUUGACCUCGAACAUGUCGCUGGAUUAACGAACACGUUCCGGAAAUAUGGCGUCGAUGCUCGAUUUGUUACCGGAGACACACCGAAGAUUGAGCGGAGUCAGCGCCUUGAUGAGUUCAGACGUGGUGAUUUUCGAGUCCUCGUGAACUGUGGUGUCUUCACCGAAGGAACGGAUAUCCCAAACAUCGACUGUGUGUUGCUAGCACGGCCGACAAAGUCUAGGAACCUCUUGGUUCAGAUGAUUGGUCGUGGGAUGAGAUUACAUCCCGACAAGAAGGACUGUCAUGUUAUUGACAUGGUUGCCAGCCUUGAGACUGGCAUUGUCACUACUCCAACCCUCUUUGGCCUUGACCCUGAAGUAUUAGUCCAAGAGGCAAGCGUUAACGAUAUGAAAACUAUCCAAGAACGCAAGGAAGCUGAAAACGAAAGAAACGUACAGGCUAACAAGAUUACAAAAUCUACCACAGCUUCGGAACCAGUCAUUAAGAAGGUGACCUUCACAGAUUAUGAUUCGGUCUUCGAUUUAAUCAACGAUACCUCUACUGAACAGCACAUUCGACAGCUGUCUCCACACUCCUGGGUAUGCGUUUCCGAGAACAAAUAUGUCCUGUCAAACUCGAAUGGAUCUUUCUUGAAAAUUGAGCACGACUCCGAUCGAGGGUAUUUUGUUGUAACAGAAACAGCGGUCUUGAAUAAGAUAACUUCGAGCUCGCUGUCAAAAUCGCCUUUCAUGAGGCCACGUCAGAUUGCGAAAGCCAACACAAUCUCUGACUCAGUCCAUGCUGCUGAUACGUUCGCGUCCAAGAAGUACCCUGUCCAAUUCAUCUCCAGAAAUCAGUCGUGGAGGAACAAGCCUGCAACUGAAGGACAAAUUAUCUUCUUGAACAGACUCAGACCCAAGAGCGAUCCUCUUACCGGCUCGAGUUUGACCAAAGGCCGAGCUAUUGACAUGAUUACGAAGAUCAAGCAUGGCGCUCGAGGCAGAUUUGCUAGCAUCGAGGCUGAUAGGAGGAGAGAAGGUAAGGCCCAACUCAAGAUGGAACAGGAACAGGCAUUGAAGGAAAGAGAGAAAGUUAGUGUGGGCCCUCUAUUAGGGUGAUGAAACAUAUCUGUUUGCAGUAGAUUCCCAGCUCGUACGUUACUUUACAAAUUUGUUGCACUGCCCUGAGUCAGAUCCUAAUCUUGUGAUCAUACAUGUCGUAAGAUUAUUGGCCCUCAGAUGCUGGGACAUUCAAACUUAGCCGUUGUCCAGAGCGGGCUGGGACAUUCUUAGAAUUUUGAGAAACAGCAAAUCUCGAAAUGUUAAUUCUGGGUCCGUGCAAGUCAUUUAUUUGUGUCCUCGGCAUCUCAGAACGUUGGUCAGAGUAGAUCUGCUGUCUACCUAGGUAUUCAAUUCACUUAGUUCACGUGACCCAGGGGCUCGAAGCGAGACUCCCCCCUUUCGAGCUCGCUAACGUGUUAUACUUGCGUAUAUCACAUCCUAACGCACCAUUGGGGAGGAG